AUGACUGGACGCCACGGAUAUGAUGCACGCCCGGAGCGUCAAAAUGAGUAUUUCAUUCCCGGCGAUGGUAUCAGCCGGGAAGUCAUCCAAGCAGACAUUUGCCGCUACCUUGGAAAUGAUGCGCUCGUAAGACCUGGAAACCAUAAUGGUCGUCAGGGAUUUUUCAUUCGUGCCUACCGGAAUCUCACAUCUGAAAUGAUUGCUGAUCUCAAGGCCGACUCUGCUCGCUGGGAGGCAGAUGUGUCGCGUCGGGCUGACCAAGGCUAUCCCCGAGGCAGCUAUAUCCAACAAGACUACAGCAUCUCACAGCCCCCUCCAGUUUCAGCAAGCUACUCGGGCUCUGCGAUGCAUGAAGGGCGCCCGCAGCCAGGACCAUCUCCUCCCACUUACAGUGUUCCCCCUGCUCAGCCACCAUACAUGGACUAUCCCCAGAGCCACCCAUACAGUGCGACCCAGAGUCCACCGUACCCAACUCAACCUACCUACCCAACCAGUCACUCGCCCUUUGGAUCAAGUCAGAAUACCUACCCUCCCCAGAUUCCCUACUCUGCUCCAAGCCAGCCGGCAGUCACUGCUGAUAUGCACCCAACAUACACAUACACGAGCAACGCGCCUUAUGCCUACGAUGCUGGGAGAAACAACGCCCCUAGAUAUACUGGGCCUGGUUAUGAUGCCGAGCCAGACUAUUCCCCUGUGACCUCUGGAAUGCCUUACCCUGCCACUACAGCCCCAGACCCCCGGAUAGGAAUGGACCCUAGAUAUACUCCCGACUCGGCAACAUACCCUGACCGCAACCCUAGGCCACAACCGGCCAGAGAGACCCAGCCUCGCCGGCCUCGGUAG
Molecule: messenger RNA, 843 nt
Organism: Aspergillus wentii DTO 134E9
Lineage: Eukaryota; Fungi; Ascomycota; Eurotiomycetes; Eurotiales; Aspergillaceae
Product: putative transcription factor RfeG
Exons: 3
Coding region: 1-843 (280 amino acids)
Source: RefSeq, a predicted model, not a curated record